Molecule: messenger RNA, 378 nt
Organism: Effrenium voratum
Lineage: Eukaryota; Dinophyceae; Suessiales; Symbiodiniaceae
Source: the annotation of a GenBank genome assembly
AUGAUCGAGAAGGAUGGCGCCCAGUCGAUCGAUGAGGGCAUUGCCUACCUCAGCCAGCACAACCCCAAUGACCUCCGGGCUCCGCGUGGUACCACGGACAUGGGCGCGGGCUUACGGGGUUUGCAGACGCGGUUCGUGCCCAUGGGGGGUGCCAUCAAAGACUCGCAGCUGGCAUGGCUGCGCCAGGAGCUGGCAGCGGCGCAGAGUGCGGGCGAGCGGAUCAUCGUGCUGACCCACCUGCCCUUCUUCCCCUCAGCCGCUGUGGCCUCCGCUCUGCUAUGGAACUUCGAUGAGCUGCUCGCGGUGCUGCGGGACUUCCCCCGCGGCACGGUGCCCCUGGUGCUCGCAGGAGCGGUGGAGGGUUGGACCCGGACCUGA